GUAGCCUUUGGUACAGGGUGUAUGGUUAGCAUCAGCUGCUCUGCUAACAGUAUAAAUGUUCGUCUAUGAGGACCGAAUUAAUGCGGAUCAUUAGCCGAAGACCAACUGACAGUUUGUCCGGGUAUUGUUAUUGAAGCAGGAUUUCAGGAUAAUUUGACUUAAGAGUUGAUUUGUGACGCUUGUUGCCGUCACUAUGCACAGCUAAGCAGGCCAAGCCAAUGGAAGGGCAAUCACCACAAUAAUAUAUUCUGCAGAUUGGCUUUGCCACUAUUGGUUUGCACCCCCACUGCUUAGGAUUUGUUUCGGUAUGGAUCUAUGGAACUUUUCAGUGGAUUUACACCUAAACGGAGUAUAAGAACUGGAAACUAAUUAUCUUGGUGUGAUAAGUGUACUUUUUGUGCUGGAGGAGCCAAGUCAACUAGCGAAUCUUUUUUACUCUGAGACCACAGGUCACAUACUCCGCGUACAGGAACAGCCAUUAGGCUGGUUCAAGAAGAUAAGCAAAAUGGCGGACCUAGAAGCAGUAUUGGCUGAUGUGAGCUAUCUCAUGGCCAUGGAGAAGAGUAAAUCCACUCCAGCGGCCAGAGCUAGCAAGAAAAUUGUACUACCGGACCCAAGUGUCCGUAGUGUCAUGCACAAGCAUCUGGAGAAAAUGGGCGAAGUGACAUUUGACAAGAUAUUUCAUCAGAAACUGGGAUUUUUACUGUUCAAGGAAUACUGUAGCAACAUGUGUGAGGAGCCUGUCCCUCAACUGAAAUUUUACGAAGAGAUUAGAAAAUUUGAAAAGUUAGAAACGGACGAUGAAAGGAUAAAAACAGGAAAAGAAAUAUAUGAUCAAUUUAUAAUGAAGGAAUUAUUAUCCCAGUCACAUACAUAUUCGAAAGAAGCCGUCGACCACGUGCAGGAUAUGUUGACACAAGCACAGAAAAUCCGGGCAUUAGCUGCAGACGUAUUUGAGCCAUAUAUUGAAGAAAUAUGUAAUUCAUUAAGAGGACAUAUAUUUGAAAAAUUCUUAGAAAGUGAGAAGUACACACGAUUUUGUCAGUGGAAAAAUUUAGAGCUGAAUAUACAAUUAACAAUGAAUGAUUUCAGUGUACAUAGGAUUAUAGGGAGAGGAGGUUUUGGAGAGGUCUACGGGUGUAGAAAGGCAGACACUGGUAAAAUGUAUGCAAUGAAGUGUUUGGAUAAGAAAAGGAUUAAGAUGAAAGGUGGAGAGACCUUGGCCCUCAACGAACGCAUAAUGCUGUCUCUAGUCAGUACAGGGGAGGGUAGCCCGUUCAUAGUGUGUAUGACAUAUGCAUUUCAAACCCCCGAGAAGCUAUGUUUUAUCUUGGACUUAAUGAAUGGAGGAGAUCUCCAUUAUCAUUUAUCUCAACAUGGUGUGUUCUCAGAGAAGGAGGUCCGGUUUUACGCUGCUGAGGUUAUCUUAGGGCUUGAACACAUGCACAAUAGAUAUGUCGUAUAUAGGGAUUUGAAGCCUGCCAACAUACUAUUAGACGAAAAUGGGCAUGUGAGAAUUUCAGACUUGGGUCUAGCCUGUGAUUUUUCAAAGAAAAAACCUCAUGCAAGUGUGGGUACGCAUGGCUACAUGGCACCAGAGGUCCUUUCUAAAGGAACGGCGUACGACUCCAGUGCCGACUGGUUCUCAUUCGGCUGUAUGUUGUACAAGUUAUUAAAAGGUCACAGUCCUUUUAGACAGCACAAGACGAAAGACAAACAUGAAAUAGAUAGGAUGACGAUGACAAUGAAUGUAGAGUUCCCCGAUUCGAUGUCCCCGGAGAUGAGAUCGUUGCUAGAAACCCUGUUGAAGAGAGAGGUGGAGGAGCGACUGGGCUGCAUGGGCCGUGGGGCGUUGGAGUGCAAGGAACAUCCCUUCUUUAAGGGUCUUGAUUGGAACCAAGUCUACCUCCAGAAAUACCCCCCUCCAUUGAUACCUCCACGAGGGGAGGUGAACGCUGCCGACGCAUUUGACAUCGGUUCAUUUGAUGAAGAGGACACGAAGGGCAUCAAGUUGACGGAGUCUGACCAAGACCUGUACAGGAAUUUCCCACUUGUUGUAUCCGAGCGAUGGCAGCAGGAGGUCGCCGAGACGGUAUUCGAUGCAAUCAACCAAGACACGGAUAAAAUUGAACAGAAGAGGAAAAACAAACCAAGAAUAGAUGAUGUGGAUGUUGGUCCCACUGACUGCAUCGUGGAAGGUGAGGUUCUGAAACUGGGCGGUCCGUUCUUACAAACAUGGCAAAAGAAGCACCUCAAGUUGUAUCCAAACCGACUGGAGUUCUACCACAAGAACAGAGAUGGGCAGGUUGUGCGGAGCAAGGGUGUAGAGCUAAUAUCAAUGUUAGACAUAAAAGAAAUACUCCAAGAUUUCCAGAAGCUCAACAAAACUGACAACUGUAUAGUUAUCCACUUGAAAAAUGACACCAAACUAGCAAUUACAUCACCUGAUCGGGUACUUAUCAACCAAUGGAAGGAUGAGAUCAUGAACGGUUUCCACUUGUCAACGCAGAUUAUGGGCAAAAUGAACAAAAAAGCCAGUAAAAUGUAUGGUGCAGAUAUGCCCGGCGGACAAGUCACGGGUCACAAUGCCGAGAUUUAUACCAAACAGCCAUUAGAACAGAGAAACAGCAAUGGCAGUUAGACAUGGUAGACUCUGCGCCCGAUGGGAACACAACUCUGUGCAAAAAACCUCUGAAUGUAAAUAUAGAAGUAUUCUCUUGGUCACCUGCAUGUGGUGCACUGGUGGUUCAAGCACAGACUUAACACUGCCAUGUGUCUGGCACACUCUGGAUGUCACUGAUGGACUGGAGGCUCACUCAUGCACGGAGGCCUGAUCGUCUGUGACCGGAGGCUGAUUCGGAGGCAUUUGACUGUGUACCUGGAAACUCGCAAAUAUCGGCCUCGAGGAUUAGCUCAGCAAUGUUGUCAUGAAUAUAUGCCCAUUGUUACUUCUGACAGUGGCCUCAUGCCAGGGAACCUUUAAUACGAAGGAGUGACUUGGUAUGCAGAUUUCAGAUGGAGGGCUCGGUGAGAAAGUGUGUUGAAACUUCUAGUAUCCAACCUGUAGCAAUUUUAUACAUGGAAGUACGUACAAUUUUCAUCUUGAUGCCCUUGCACUGAUGAACAGUCAAAUGUGUUGCGCCCCCUGGAGCUAUCUCUUGGCAAGUGGAUUAUCAUCUGAGAGAUCCAGCAUAUCUCUUGCAAUAACUAUGUUGAAGGUUUCUUAAUGUGCUAGUGCUUUAGAUAUUCUCUCAAAGAAUGCUGCUCUCAUACGUCUAAACUGUGAAUGGUACUGUUUUGGGUUGUUGUGGAUCAACAACUUAACUGAGGACAAAGGGAUAGUCAACAGAAUGUAGCUAUUGCCAUGGAUGUGACAAUGUCAUGUUGAUAUAAAACAUGGCUGCCUGGGUGAUCACUUGUUGUUAUGCAACCAAGAGGUUAAUACCAUGUUUCAUUCACUUGGAUGGAAUCAUUUUCUGGAAGUUCUACUGGCCGGUUACCAGAUGUUUUACACGUUUCUGAGUCACGGUUGGGUAACCGAUGUUUGGAUAGAUUACAGAAAGUGGACUAUUUGAUGUUGCUUUGAUGGCUCCGAGUGGAUGACCUGAUGUCGAGCAGAACUCUGGAUUCUGUCAUUGGAAGCUAUCAUUCACUGUUAGCUACUUGCAUUUUGUCUGAAAAAGCUAGUUUCAUGACUGAGUUCAAACCUGAGUCAAUCGCGAUCUCAGUUUCUUUAGGAUACUCUGUACGCUGAGUCUGACGAUGUCAACUGCAUGUGUGAUUUCAAACAGCUACUUGAUAUUACAUAAACUGUGCAUUGAUUUUAGUGGGAUUGCGACUUCCCAAUUGUGAUGACACAAACCAUUUAAUUCCUCAAAAUGUGUACGUCAUUAUAUACAUAUUGUGUAUAUUUGAGAACAUAUCCUCUCGAUGAUGCUUAUUUUCUUGUAAAUUAUGGACGCAAGUGCGUAUUUCAUCAUGGUUUUCUAUACUGUGAUCUUGACGUGGCCGGAAGCAUUAGAUUAAUAAAGCUUUCCGAUUGUGCUUGCAGUGAAUUCUUUGUCCGUGUGCUUUGAAUGUGUGCAUAUAUACAAUAUAAAGCACGGAUUGACAAAACCACAAAACCAAAACCAUAGCUUGAUGGCUGUCAAAUUCUUGUGGCUGAUCAGCACAAGUCAUUUACUCCAUUGUAGCACUGACAGUCUAAUACCAAAAUCAUUGGUUUAAUCUCAAGGAAGUAAAAACUCAUCAUCCUUUUCAUCUGUUAUCAGUUCCACGGAAAAACAGAUCUGAUGCUUUCUCUGCCGAAAAAACCUGGUGAUGGUGUGUGGCAUUUGAAGUGAGCUGCACACAGCUCUUUGUUGGUUUCUUAUAGGUAAAGUUUGGAUUGGUAUGAUGGCAUGGUUGACUGUGUGAGCCAUUUUCUUUCCCUCCUAGUAACCGAGCUUGUUGCGGGAGCAAAAUUGGGGUUGAAGAAUGUUCUCGUGGCAAGCUAUGAUGGAUGGCCAAUGGAGAAAUAUUUUAAGAGUUCUUUGAAUAAGAUAUCAGGUGACAAUUUGGAAGCAAUGCCAAAGAAAACGUCUGGUUAAUAUCAUUUUCUUGGACAUUUUUUCCAUUUGCCUGAUUUUCCUCGUCAUUUUUAUUGUUUUUGUUUAAAUUGCAGUCUUGAUGACUGAUCAUGUUAGUGAUCCUGUACAGUAGGCACUGUUGAAUAUUGUUUUCAAGGCUGUUUGUGCAUUUCACCUAUGUGUGAGGUUAUAUAUGCCAUCUAUAAAAUGGUGUAAAUUAAAUCAAAUGAUAUUAUCCUGAUUUAGGAAUCCAAGAAAGUAUUGGUAUUUUGACAGGAGGGUGAACAUGUGGAUAUUUAUGUACAAGUGAUGCUUGUAACGUUGCAACAGUCUGUCUUGAUAUUUUAAUAACCACUAUAUCUCGUUACUACGAGCCUCCGUAAAGUAUAAGAACCAUGUACAUAGGUAGGAUUUUGACUAUUUAAUAUAUAUUCAUUAUGUGUAUAUUACAACAAUGAGGUGUUCAAAUUAAGGUAAUAAUGUGAGAUGUAACAGAAAGUUAAAGCCAAAUAAUGAAGAAUGAAGAUUUGUUCAUACAGAAAUAAUUUUUUUUAUUCAGUGCUAUUAGUUAGCUUACAAAAGUUUAUCUUCUUAUGCCCAGUCACAAGUUCAAUGUAGACUAGACGUGACUUGACUAGAUUAGACAUGACAUACCAAGACUAGCCAUUUCAGACAUCAAGUUAGACCAGACACUGAACACAAUAGUUCUCUAGCUUUUACUGUACCGGGUGAUGUCUGAUCAUAAAGAUGUCUAAAAGCCUCAAAAUGAUACUCGCCUCUGGACUUGGUAUCAAGUCUCAUCUGGUCUAAACUUUCAUAUUUGUUAACAUAAACUGAGGGAGAUAUCAGUGUGAUCUUUAUGUUUGAUUGUUAAGCAUUCAGGCAAGUUUUGCAGUAUUUUCAUGAACUACCCUAUCAGGACUAUAGUGAGUUGAAAGAUAUGGUGUACAUAUUAAGACAUUGCAACUUGUCAACUCAUCUCAUUUUUCGUGUAUUUUAUAUGGAAAUCUUCAUUUCUUUUCAAAGUAUUCUGUUUUUCCCUGUACAUGUAUAUAUGUACAUACUGUGACUUGGUAGAGCUUGAAUUGUAAGUGUUCUUGUAGAUUUUUAUCAGAAAGUUCUAGAAAUGAUAAUUGAGUCUUUGGAAAGGUGACAGAAUGUACAUGUAUGAGAGGUGAAAUGUAAUGAUCAUACUGUGUAUUCAUGUGUACACCUGUGGAUUGUUCAUUCAGCCAGAUUGCUAGGGUAGAUUCAUCUUGAUUUGCAGAACCAUAAGCUGGUUACACACUGUGAAAAUCGACAUUUGAAAAAAAUCUGAAAAGCGUAGAAAAGAGGUCGUGCAGGUGAAGUCAUCACAGACUACGUCAUUGAGCCAUUCAGCACACUUUGUCAUUGAGGCAGUGUUGGUAGUUGUAAAAUGAUGUCAAUCAUGAUGUUGUCUGAUGUUAGCUAAAUCAAGAUGUUAGCUAUCACUGGGAUAGAGAUUCAAAAUAGGCCUCCAAAUCAUGUCUCUGCACGCUCUCUCCUGGGUUUUGGCAAAUUAUUCUCUUCACAUAGAGUUACAUAAGGUCAUGUGCAAUUCAAAGCAUUUAGCCUGUUGAGCCAUCAAUGACAUGCUUUCAUCUAGUCAGAAAAUAUGAGUGCCAAAUUAAGUCGUCUGAGGAUGAGAAUUAAUGUCUAUACGAACUAAUUGACUUAAACAGCACCAUUCUAAUAACAGAGAAAUAUUAAUUUUGUUAAUCUUGUUUUUCAUAAUUCUUCAAUAUACUUGUUAUUAUUUCGAUAUUUUCUUUCCUAGCCUAACACCCCUAGUUUCUUGGAUGGACUCUCCUGAUGCAUUAACAGGAGCAGUCCAUGCAGGGAAAUUGUGGUGAAAAAGGUAAAAGUGGAAGCAAGUGGGGCAUAGAAAAUCUACACUUGGAGAAACCUUGUGAUUUGUCAGUGCUCACUAGUUGAAAUGUAAGCACCUUUGGGAUACUGGACAUGACUUGUAAUGGCUUGUCCUUCAUCUCUGAGCACUGCUACAUUAGCAGCCAGUAUUACAGCAGCGUAUAAUGUUGUGAACCUUUGUUUGCAAGUCAUGUUCAAAUAAAGUUGUAUCAUUGACUACCAUCUUAGGCUCUACAAAGCUUAUACGGGUAUAUUUUUUUACUGAUCGUUCCAACUGCAUGGGUUCCACUCCCAUGCUUGUGACCCAAAGGCCCAAGUUAGAAAUGCUGUUGGUGUUGUGUAAAGUUAAUUAUGGCUUGAUCGGUUGACUGGGGGGGGGGGGGGGGGCUGUCAGAAUUGGGAACACAGAGAUUCAGACACUGAUUAAUCUUAAUGAUUUUGAAUUUUUCGUAAAAUUCAUCAGCUAAUUACAAAAUCUUGCAUGGUUAAAUAUGUUACUACUCCUUGUCAAAUCUUUGAACAAUGAAUAGUAAACCAAAUUGAAUUUAUUGGAUUUUUUUCAAUUCCUCAAUGUGACUCUCAUUUCUGUGUUAGAUGUUAGGGGUUGGUAGUUGAUAGUCUUUGCCAUCAGCUGUUGUUAGUAUCCUAACCAGCCACUAGGUGACACUGUGAACUGCGAUGCAUCUGGUGGCUGGAUGGAGUUCAUGAUUUUUUUACUACUCUUCGGCCUGGGGAGCAUGUCUUAGACUAGUGUGGCUACAAUGCUGGUAGUUCUAGACCAUUGUUUUCUUGUCAUGUAUAAAUUUCUGAGUAUCAUGAAUAAUGUGUCCCCCUCUAUUGGUCAUAAGAAGAACUUUCUCUGGUGUCUCGUUCAGCCUUGCCUGCCACCAGUCUUGUAAGUCUAUGUCAACUGAAACUGACUUAACCGUCUGUACAUUACUGUGCAGUGUUGUGUAUAAAUCAACAACAGUUUGAGGUCAGUUUAAUUUGACAAAGACCCUGUUUCAUCUUUCUACUGUCUACAAAGAUAAUGAAUACAGAUGAAUAUCAGUUCAUUUUGUUGUUUGUACAUAUUUAUUUAUGGCAUUAAAGAUCUUAAAUGAGUCUACGUCA
Molecule: messenger RNA, 7571 nt
Organism: Lineus longissimus
Lineage: Eukaryota; Metazoa; Nemertea; Pilidiophora; Heteronemertea; Lineidae
Product: G protein-coupled receptor kinase 3-like
Exons: 18
Coding region: 506-2641 (711 amino acids)
Biological process (GO): G protein-coupled receptor signaling pathway; regulation of signal transduction; protein phosphorylation
Molecular function (GO): ATP binding; G protein-coupled receptor kinase activity; G protein-coupled receptor binding
Source: RefSeq, a predicted model, not a curated record